AUGAGUGAACAACACAUCUAAGAAGAAGAGCUCACUCAACCUUAGAUCUUCAAUUUGAUCGCUUGUGAGAAGAUUAAUUCACCCCAUCUCUAGUCUGAGUGCGACGAGAAGGAGUUUUAUGACUACUUGGUCAUGCUUUACACCUAUUUCAUCGAUAAUUGGAAGGGUUUUUCAUAAUAAGACGAUGAAGAUUUGAUUUAAUCUUUUAAUUAAUUUAACAACACAACCAAUAAUGUAAAAAACAUUAUCAAAGCUUUCAUCAAAUACAUGACCAGCACUAACAGCGAUGGACUGGUGUUGGAAUGCAUCGACACUCUCAGCAAGAGCAGCUUCGACAUAAUCAAGUAGUUCAAGAGAUUCUGCGAUCGCCAUUAGGUGAAUAAUAAUUACUUGUAAAGGAUCAUCAAAAAUGAAAGGUAUGGUAAGCAAUUCCAGUAUUUCUUGCAAAUCUAUGCAAUUGAAUGGCUUUACAAAAGUAGAGUUAAAGACAAAGUUAUUCAUCUCCUCGUCAUCCUUUUCCUGAGUCGCUGCUUCACAAACCAUGACUUACUCAAUAAUGUGGCUUUCUAUAAAAAGCUCCAUAUAGCAAAAAUUCCCAAAUCUCAGCCCGCUGAUUCUAUAAAGGAGGAAGAGAGAGAGUGA
Molecule: messenger RNA, 642 nt
Organism: Tetrahymena thermophila SB210
Lineage: Eukaryota; Ciliophora; Oligohymenophorea; Hymenostomatida; Tetrahymenidae
Exons: 1
Source: RefSeq, a predicted model, not a curated record